UUCGCGACGAUGUGGUCCUAUGUGUCGGCACCUUUGAUAAACGAUCGGAUUGUGGAGAGCGUUCACCUCUAGUUUUUUUUUCAUCGUCCCCGGGCAAUUUCGGCUCCCAAAUUGUCGGCUCGCGUGCCUGGAUGCUGGUUUGUGUGUUACGGUUACACGCUCUGGGUAAAAGGUGGGGCCUGAGGAUCCACUGUUAAACGGCGGGCAGUCGCGAUCGCCCUCAGUGUUCCAGCAUGGAAAACCUGCGCCGCUAUCCCGCCUGGCUCUCACCGCUACUACAGCCCGAUCGUAGCCGCUAUCCCUGGUCGUUGCUUUAAGGCAGAUCAAGUUCCAAUUUCUGCCUGAGAUGAGGUCGGAGACUCACAGAAGCUAGUGCGAGUGCUGACCUGUGACCUUGAUUCGGGAGCUCGGGGAUGACUAAUGGUACAGAGAUGGCUGCACGGAUACUUGCGUUUCUCGGAUUCGUGCUGCUAAAGUUGGCCCUCGGACUUGACUUCGAUGGCUCAAAAAACUCCCACGCUCGUUACGCCAACUGGAAUGCCAGCAGUAAGGGAACUCUCAGCUUUGAAUUUAGGACCACCCAGGACAGAGCACUGCUCAUGUACAUGGACGAUGGUGGUAAACACGACUUUAUUGAGCUGAUUCUCUUAGAUGGUAAAUUGCGACUCAGAAAUAAGAUUGAGGAUGACAACCCGGUCAAAAUUGAUCUAGAUACCGGAAGCAAACUGAACGAUAACCAGUGGCACUCAGUAGAAAUUGUGAGAAACAAUAAAAUGACGACCCUUUCCGUGGAUGGGAAAACAAAAACAGGAACGUCAGACGGGAAGAAGAACAUCUUAGUGAGCGAGAGCGACGUGUUCUUCGGGGGUAUACCCCUGGAAGUAGAUCUGAACGACCUCUCCCUGCCCUCCUCCAUGUUUGAACCACGUUUCACGGGCUCGAUUCGAAACAUUCGGUUCGGAAACGAUGAGCCCAAGCUGAUCUCCAGCCAGGGAACGAAGGAGGUGCGUUACAUGUGCGCAGAUAGCAGCCCUUGUAAGAACGGUGGGAAGUGCAUAGAUGGGAAUUCAAAACUGUCCUGUGAUUGCACAGGGACAGGGUAUGAGGGAGACACCUGCAGCAAAGAGAUCAAAGCAAUUGACGUGGAAGCCGUCAUGUUAGCUGAUGGAGCAUACUAUCAGCCCAUGCCAGAUGCUCCCCUAGACUACCAAGAUGACUCCGUAGACAAUUAUAGAUAUCAAGCCAUGUCCCAGAAGAAGAAAUACAAAGCACAAGAAGCUGUGACCGCCACGUUCCGAGGCUCAGAGUACUUCGUCUACGACCUUUCUGGCAGUCCCAUCUCGAGCAGCCACGAUGAAAUCACGCUGGGCUUCAAGACCCACCAACGCAGCGGCCUGUUGUUCCACACGGGGACCGGUCAGGACUAUGUCAACCUUUCCCUGAAAAAUGGCGCGGUUUCCCUGGUGGUGAACCUCGGAUCCGGCGCGUUUGAGACCCUGGUGGAACCCCUGGAGGGCACCUUCAAUGACAACCGAUGGCACGAUGUGAAGGUCACUCGGAAUCUGCAGCAGCAGUCGAACAUAGGAUCCGCUAUGGUUACGAUUUCAGUAGAUGAAAUCUUCACGGAGACGGGGUUCACGCAAGAUGCCUUCACCAUGCUGGGGACCGACGACUUCAUCUAUGUGGGAGGCAGCCCCAGCAGCGCAGACCUGCCGGGUUCAACCAUCACCAACAACUUCAUGGGAUGUCUGAAGCAGGUUGUAUACAGGACUAUCCAGCCAGCGGAGACAAACCUUGACCUCUCCUAUCUGGCAAAGUCCAACAGCCCCAAGAUGAAAGCCUACGGCAACCUGGAGUUCACCUGCAACGAGGUGUCUCCCCUCGACCCCGUGACCUUCCUCACGCCCGAGUCCUACCUCGAGUUACCGACAUGGACGGCAAAGCAGACCGGGACGAUAUCCUUCGAUUUCCGCACGAAAGAGGACAACGGCUUGUUGAUGUACAACUUUGGAACUGUAGAGCAACCGGACUUCUUUGCCUGCGAACUCUUAGACGGCCAUCUUUAUGUCAUGUUUGACCUUGGGUCAGGGCCGGUGAAGGUGAAGGCUACCCAGAAGCCCCUGAAUGACGGAGAGUGGCAUCACGUGGACAUCCAGCGAGACGGCCUGAGCGGCAUGGUCGUGGUGGACUCACGACUCAGCAAGUUUUCUGUACCCGCCGGUAGCUCCCAGUUAGGGCUCAACAGUAAGCUGUAUGUCGGCGGAUACGGCACCAGCUGGAGCGCCCUACAGCUGCCGAAAGAGAUCUGGUCAGGCAAGCUGUACUACGGCUUUGUCGGUUGCAUGAGGGACAUCUACAUGGAUGGGCGCAGCCUGGAUAUAGCAGCGAUCGCCAAGCAGCAGGGCGCAGUGGGUGUGGGGUCGUACUGCCGGCCCAUGGUGGACCAGUGCAGCAGCAGGCCUUGUCAGCAGGGAGGGAAGUGCAAGGAGGGGUGGAACCGCUACAUCUGUGACUGCUCCAAGACGGUCUUCUCUGGCAAGAAUUGUGAAAAGGAGUCGACCAUGCUGACGUUUGCUGACGGGCAGUACCUGACGGUGUCUCUGCUGGGGCCGGUGCAGACGGAAGCGGAGGACAUCACCCUGCGGUUUCGCACGGCUUCGUCGUACGGACUUCUCCUGGCCGUGACCUACGAGGGGGGCUCGCAGGAAAACGUGCUGAUGAUGGAGAUCGAGGCAGGGAGGCUGAAGCUCACCUUCAACCCUGGCCCUGGUCCAGACUUCUUGUACGGUGGGGAGGGUCUGGAUGACAACAACUGGCACACAGUGCAACUCAGGCGCCGCGGUCGCCAGCUUAAUCUUCGGGUGGACGAUUUAGAUGUACCCGCUAUAUAUCCUUUCCCAUUGGGGUCAGGUUUCUUUGGUGAAAGCUUCCAAAUGUUACAAAUCCCGGAACCUGGUACUGUCUCCAAGUCGAGCGCUGUCCUGGACUUCAACUCCAUAGCCAUUGGCAGUCUCCAGAAGGCCAAACCCGACGGCACCUCGCCGCCCAGCUUUGAGGGCCAGAUGCAGAACUUUGUGUUCAACGGGAACCCCUUCAUCGAGAUGGCCAUGUCGGGAGGGGUGGACAUGAUCCAAACCAACGCCCAGUUCGGCAAGGGCACCAAGGUCAUAGGCAACCCCAUCACCUUCCGAGAUCAGGCCAGCUACGUCAAGCUCCAGACUCUCGAAGCCUACUCCAGCAUGAACCUGGUCUUCAAGUUCAAGACGACUCAGCCCGAUGGGCUCAUUAUGUACAACGGCGGGGAUGGAAAUGACUUCUUAGCCCUGGAAUUGGUGAAGGGGUACUUACAGUACGCGUUCAAUCUGGGCGAUGGGGCCACCAUGAUGAAGGGGAAGUCGGACAUGUUGAACGACAACGAGUGGCACGAGGUCAAGAUCACUCGUGACGAGAACUUGAACCACCGGCUGACCAUCGACGACUUGGCCGUGCAGAAGACGACCAAGGGUUCCAAGAACUUGGACCUGAAGGGAGAGAUGUACGUGGGAGGGUAUCCGGAGCAGAAGUACAAGGAACUGCCCCUGAUGGUGGAGGCGCGGGCCAAGCAACUGGGCUAUCAGGGCUGCCUGGCGUCCAUCAACCUUGAUGGGAAAUAUCCAGACCUACUGAAGGACAACAAGCGGCUGAGCGGAUCCAUAGUAGCUGGAUGUGAAGACCUGACCAACUCGUGUGCAGGUGACCCCUGCAACGGUGGGAAGUGUAGCCAGCAGUGGAACAGGUAUGAGUGUGACUGCGGGAUGACAACGUACACCGGACCAACUUGCGAAAACGGUUUGCUGAUCGUUCCCCACAGAUAA
Molecule: messenger RNA, 3854 nt
Organism: Branchiostoma belcheri (Belcher's lancelet)
Lineage: Eukaryota; Metazoa; Chordata; Leptocardii; Amphioxiformes; Branchiostomatidae
Product: neurexin-3-like
Exons: 21
Coding region: 414-3854 (1146 amino acids)
Source: RefSeq, a predicted model, not a curated record